This is a messenger RNA of Penicillium angulare, 867 nucleotides long. Its product is annotated as RTA1 domain-containing protein. The record is from RefSeq and is a predicted model, not a curated record. Gene Ontology annotation, cellular component: membrane. The transcript has 2 exons. Lineage: Eukaryota; Fungi; Ascomycota; Eurotiomycetes; Eurotiales; Aspergillaceae. Bases 1 to 867 code for a protein of 288 amino acids.
AUGAGUGCUUCAAGUUACACUCUAUAUAACUACACGCCUUCGUUGGCGGCAGCUAUUAUUGCCCUUCUGCUAUUCCUCGCUGCCACCGGAAUCCAUAUAUUUCUUGCAGCGAAGCGCCGCACAAAAUUCCUCAUUGCUUUCAUCAUUGGCGGCUUCCUCGAAACCAUUGGAUACGCAGCACGAGCAGUCAGCGCCCACCAACAUCCCAUUUACUCCACGAUGCCAUACGCCCUACAAAGUCUCUUCAUCCUUAUCGCACCGUCCCUCUUCGCCGCAUCAAUCUACAUGAUUCUCGGUCGGAUAAUUGUCUUGACAGAUGGAGACUCGAGAAGUAUCAUUCCAGCACGAAGAAUGACCAAGAUAUUUGUCCUGGGAGACGUGUUAGCCUUUUUCGUUCAGGCUGGUGGUGGCGGAAUUAUGUCUAGCGCCAAAUCCAAUAGCACACUCAAACUGGGAGAAAAGGUCAUUAUUGUCGGUCUCAUUGUCCAAAUCCUUUCAUUUGGCUUUUUCGUUUUUGUUUCCCUUAUAUUCCAUCGGAGGAUCGUUUCCAACCCUACUCCCGCAUCUAUGACUGUACGGGUCAACUGGCACCGAUACUUGAUCGUGCUCUAUAUUGCUAGUGCUAUGGUCAUGAUUCGCUGUGUAUACCGUGUUGUUGAAUACAUCCAAGGUCAAACUGGUGAGCUGCAAAGUCACGAGUACUUUGCUUAUAUCUUCGAUGCGGCGUUGAUUUUCUUGGUCAUGGUUAUUUUCAUGAUAUUUCAUCCCAGUCAAGUGGUGUCGAAACCUGAAAUCGAGGGUUACGAGACUGAAAUUAUGUACAAACAGUCCGAUCAUCAUGGGUCUAGCCUUAGAAUGGAUGUAUAA